UCCCGCCCUCGCCCUCGCCGUCAACACCUGACGCGGUUAUCAUCUGUUGCAAGCACGAGAGCGACCCGUCACCCAUAAUGGCGAAUCGAACCCUUCAAGAUAUGUCUGCCGUCCUGUCUAAGCACUACCUCGGCGAGUUCAUGAUGCGACUCUGCAACAUCACGUGCACCGAGAUGGUGCGGCCCCUCAGCCAAAAUGGUCUGCAACACCUCGAGCGCUCCAUUCAAGAAGUGGGCUGGAUCGAGAGUUUUGCUCCUUCUGUUGUCAUCCAGCGAGACCACCUCGGUGACAGCCGUGAACUCACUGCCGAGGCCGCGCUCACCGCACCUGCCCACACUCUAGACGGCAACCACAGGGUCACUACGCUGAAGAAGAUGUACGGCGAAAGUGGCGUGUUCCUCGUUCGGGUCUACCUCGAGUUCAACCAGGCGGAUGAGAGGCUAAUUGCCAACGCUUUGAAUGACGCCACCCAGAGCGUCGUGCAGCGAACCCUCUACGACAAAGUGUACUUCCAGCACGAGCUCGAAGAGGCCAUCAAGCGCGAGAUGAAGAAGGACAAAGUUACUCAGGCAGACAUUCGCCGGAGGCUCUCUCACGCGAAGCCCAACCAGCUCGCCCUGUACGUCAAGCCCCACCACAAGCAACAGGCCGACGAGGCGAAAAGACUCCUGGAGAAGGUCUCCACUGCCGACAGAGCCUCCACUUACGUCGUCCAGCUGAAGGAGUCCAUCUCGACGGUGGUGCCAUCGAUGCCGCUGCCACGGAUCAGAAAUGUCAAGUGUUCCAUCACACACAUGGGUGCGUGUGCCAACGCGACCUUUGUCACCGAAGAGAUCGCCGAGGAGCGACGCUGCAUCAAAUGCCCGAGAUCGCUCGACGGCAACGAAGGAGCUGGGGAGGCCGAGGACAAGGCAGGGGGUGUAGGCAAGGGGAAGGAAAAGGGGAAGGGCAAGGUCAAGGGCAAGGGCAAGGAGGCUUCCAGGGGACGUGUCCGGCCAAGUCUUUUGGGUGGACCCUCAGGCAACGAAGCGGUGCUCAUGGACAAGUGCAGAGACGAGAACACCACGCUACACGAUAUUGUCCCUCUCGACCCCACGGGAUCCGACGUCGACAAGCUCUCCUUUCGCAAUGCUCCGAAGCUCGUCAUCGUGUCCAUCGGCGCGGAGCAAAGGCUCCUGAGGACCUCCGAGGCGACCAACACCCACCUUCGCAGGGUUAUCGACAACGUGCGCGGAAGGAUGCACCCCGACGGCACCAUCGCACUCGUAGUGCCUCACCCAUGGAGCGCGCACUUCCAUCGCCUCCAAGAGGCGGUGCGAGACGCAUGCGUGGGCUUGGUUGUCGAAGAUCAUCCUCUGAUGCUAAACUACUCCAAGAGGGUGGGAGGGCGUCCUCCCAUACGCGCCGAGAACCAUCUAAAGAAUCACCUCGACAUGGUGCUCCUCAUCCACAACGAGGGAGCUACGUUCACUUGCAACAAGCGAGUGACUGUAGACGACCCGUUUGGCUUUGGGAGUGACGCCUCUCCAUCGAUGCAGCUCAUGACUGAUGUCGAAUACGAAGGUGCUGCGACUGACAUCGUCAUGAGGCCGCUCCACUUCCUGAUCAACAGGUACACGCAUGCCGGGGAUACGGUCGCCUCCUUGAGUGCAGAGAGGCACAACGUCGUGGAGGCAGCCCUCGAAAGGAGUAGGAGGGUGGAGGUGUUCGUCGCUAAUCCGAACUCGAAGGAGGAAGUCCGAAAAAACUUGCUCGCCUCGUUUAGCCGCGCGUACAAGGCCGGCAAGUGGAAGGCAUCCACGUCCCUCGCGCAAGAGCGUGUGAUCAGCCCUUCGUGUCUGCCCUUGGGAUUGGAGGCAAACGUCAUCCCUCAUGAAGUACAUCGUUUCGUUGACUCGACUAUGAACCAAGAGGGACCCGCCAUGGGAGAAGCCGAGGCUUCCCUCCGUGUUGCGACCACCUUGGCGAAGGAAUUCGGCUAUAGCCUCGAGUCCCCAGAAGGCUGGCGGUCGGGUUCCUCGGAAGCGCUUUUGCUGCCGCGGCGGGAUAUGGACUACCACGUGAACUCGCACGACCUUCCGGCGUGGGGCCAGUUGGAAGUCUUCAACUCCAGGCCAGAGGCGUUCCAUUCACUCAGUGUUGACGAACGAGAAGACCAGCGCGUCCGGUUGCUUCAUGUGGCCAACAACGUCCAACUCAAGCGCAUGCUUGUUCCCGGGAAGGAGGUUUGUGGGCCCGGCGCAGAGCUCUACUUGCGCGUGGCACCCACGUGCCCCUUGUACUACAUGCGCUGGACGAAUGACGUCAAGCAGGCGACCGUCGAGUUUACGUCAAAGGUGCCACAAUCCGGGAGUCGCGCUGAAGUACUUGGCCCUUUUUCCCAAGUGGAGGGACACGCUUUCGCCACGCCCAUGAUCGGGAGGGUAUUCCGAGCCAGGUCGAAGACCGACCCGAGAUCACCGCUCAACGUUCUACCGGGGUUUGCUGUGGUGCGGUCUCAAGGGUUUGAAGUGCGGGAAUCGGACUCGGACUCCCCACCUGCGGCAGGCAGAAAGCGCAAGCGCCCACUAAGGGCCACGGGUGGAGGGCGUGGGAAAGGUCGCAAGCUUCGAAACGGGGCGGGUGGUUCUUCGUCCGACGAAAGUGACGAGGCUGAGGAAGAAGAGGAAGGGGAUGAGGAAGACGACGACGACGACUAUAAAGGGCAAGCAGAGGGCGAGGAAGAGGAUUACGACGACGAAUGAGACAGAGAUGUCUAAGAAGGGGAGCGGGAAUGAGGUGUCAUGGUCGGAUGGCGGGGGUAAGGGGCCGGGGAGGUUCGACUGAAUGGAUGGAGGGUCAUGGCCGGACGAACGCGGGGCGGGGUGGGUGCAGGAAGGCGCAGGAGGAGCGGGGGGAUUCUCGAUUGAUUGAAGUCAAACACAGCUGCAAGAAACACACACGUAGUUUUCAACGUGAAUGAAGAUUGAAUGUGAUGAUACCCCUUUCUAUUUGUUUUUUGUCUGUAUCUUUUUACGAGCGAGCGUGAGAUUUCGUUUGGAGGGGAUUUGAAACGAAGAAAAUCAAAUGUCUGUCUUGAGCCUGUCUGUCCGUCGGUUUGGCCGUUGUUGUUGCUGUGUGUGGUAGUUUUCGUGCAGCUUGUUCUUCGGCUCUUCUACGACUACACAACUAGAGUUGGAACUAUGCGUGUUGUUACACAGCGACAGCACUACGCUCUAUGCGAGGUAAUAACUAACACUAGGAGUCACCAUCAC
Molecule: messenger RNA, 3254 nt
Organism: Ectocarpus sp. CCAP 1310/34
Lineage: Eukaryota; Phaeophyceae; Ectocarpales; Ectocarpaceae
Source: the annotation of a GenBank genome assembly